Molecule: messenger RNA, 1521 nt
Organism: Aspergillus wentii DTO 134E9
Lineage: Eukaryota; Fungi; Ascomycota; Eurotiomycetes; Eurotiales; Aspergillaceae
Exons: 5
Coding region: 1-1521 (506 amino acids)
Biological process (GO): regulatory ncRNA-mediated gene silencing
Cellular component (GO): ARC complex
Source: RefSeq, a predicted model, not a curated record
AUGGAGACUCCAGCCUCUCCCUCGAGUCUGUCUCAACACCUUCCCAUCCGCACCAAGGAUUCCAACGGCCUCCAGCAGCCAGAUCCAGCCCAGAGUGCGGAAGAAGCUGAUAAGGAACCAGCUAAUACUGAAAACCCUCAAUCCGAAGCCAAGGAAGGGGAGGACGAUGAGCGAAUGACUACCACCGUCGACUGGGUUGAGCCUGAGCCCAAGAAAAAGAAGAAGAGAAAGACCCGUCCCAAGAGCAAGCGCGGAAAGAACAAGCCUACCGGGUUUGAGGAAUUCUACGUCGAUGCCCCCAUCACGCCGGAAGAGCACAAGGAGGAGAGAAGCAUAUACGAUGUCGAGCGACCUAUCAUCCAUCGGAUGGAAGAUGCUAUACUGCGCUUCCAGAAAAACCGCCGGAUCGAAUCAGAGAGACGGGAGAUCUUUACCAAAUACCUAUCCUAUGGCGGCGUUGAUGUUGGCCCCAAGAUGUUUGGGGGUGUGGAUGAUCGCGAGCUCCAAGAAAUGGACAGUGAGCAGAUCCUCAUGGCCCGAGGCCAGACCAGCAUCAGACAGGAUCGCGCCGAUCUGGCUGUUGAUUUUAAUGCUGUGGUCAAGGGAUAUCUGACAUCCUUUUUCCCAUUCUACUUCAACCCUGAAACUGAAGACAUGGUGAAACUGGCCACCGUUACGAUACGGAACUUCCUCUCCUACAUCCUCUACCACGAUGUCUGCCCAGAAUACAAAGAGAACAUUGACGAGGCCCGAACUUCCUGUGACAUCGCAGGCAAAGAACUCUGGAACAACCAGCAGAUCACGGCCGAGGGACCCGGCAACUUCAACACGGCUGCAUCCACGCUCUUCGGCGGCUUCUUCUUUGACCUAUACGUCGAAGACAACAAAUGGGAAAACACAAAGGACGAAACCUUCCGUAUGUCCAACGACAUAGCCCGGAAAGUCGUCAAGUUUGCCCUGGCCGGCACCGGCUCAAACGAGCAGGCAAUCAGAUUCCAAGAACUCGCCAACACCAACGCCCUCCGCGCCAUGCGAGUCGAGGACAUUGACGGCUUCGAAGUCACAACCGUCAUCCUACCUGAUGACAAGACCCGUGAAUUCUACCAGACCCACGCCUCGGACCUUUACCCCGUCGGACGUCUCCUUGCAAGGGCAUACCGAGACCCAGGGAAGCCUGGCUUCGACCUGAGUCCCGAGGAAAGCUUGGAGUGGGAGAAUGGCGGGGCACCAAUGCAUGAGUUUGAGUUCUUUCUCGAGGAGAGUCUGCUCAAGUACUGCUACCCUGGAAUGAAGGUGAUGACUUCUGUGUGGGAGUUGAAUUGUGGCUUGCACUUUUUCGAUGAGAUUUUCACUGCCUAUUCUUCGUUAUACACGGUUCUUUUUAAUGAUCUCAUGCUGGGAUGGAAGAAACCGAAGGAUCUCAGGGGUGGUGGAGAUGAUGGUGAUGAGGAGGUUGAUGGACAUGAAAAGGAGUGUGAUUCAAAGGAAGCUGAGGAUGGGGACAUAGAGCAGACCCUGUAG